AUGGCAAUUGCUCCCACUGCUACUAUUUCUAAUAUUGUCGGAUGUUAUCCUUGUAUUGAACCCCUCUAUGAUAACCUUUAUACCGAAAAUCAAAUAAAAUAUCAAGGGGGUAGCAUCCAAAACAUUCCUAAUCUUCCACCAUCCUUAAAAGAUAAAUAUAAAGGAGCAUUUGAAUUAGAUCCACGGUGGAUGAUUAAAAUCACUGCGGAACGAAGUAAAUGGAUUGACCAAAGUAUUAGUCAUAAUGUAUUUAUCGCAAAACCCUCUGGAUCAGAAUUGAGUGCUAGCCAAGUUGAAAAGUCUACUUUGGAUGCCAGUAAAUUCGGUUACACUCAAAAACGAGAUAGUGAACAAGCAACUGUCAAAUUAAAAAAGCAAAGGUGA
This is a messenger RNA of Funneliformis geosporum, 384 nucleotides long. The record is from the annotation of a GenBank genome assembly. NCBI's taxonomy places the organism in Eukaryota, Fungi, Glomeromycota, Glomeromycetes, Glomerales, Glomeraceae.